AGGCGCGCCGAGGGAGGCGGCGCGGCGGGCGGACGCGCGCAGCGGACCCGCUCCGAGCCCGGCGCGCGCCACCCCGCGGGACUCCGAGCGCGUGCACGCCGGCUGCUCCUGGCUGCUGCCGGCCAGCCCCUGGCCAGCCAGCCGGCGUCUCCGAGGCCCCCACCCCCGAGCCACCCCCCCCCCACCCCAGCCCCGAUGGCUCCCGAAUCCCCGGCCCAGGCGCCCGGCCCGCGCUACUUCACCUGGGACGAGGUGGCGCAGCGCUCCGGGCGCGAGAAGGAGAAAUGGCUGGUGAUCGACCGCAAAGUGUACGACAUCAGCGAGUUCGUCCGCCGCCACCCGGGGGGCUCCCGGGUCAUCAGCCACUACGCGGGCCAGGACGCCUCGGAACCUUUCGCGGCCUUCCACAUCAACCAAGGCCUGGUGCGCAAGUACCUGAACACCCUCCUGAUCGGGGAGCUGGCCCCGGACCAGCCCACCCUGGAGCCCAACAAGAAUAAAGCCCUGUUGGAGGAGUUUCGCGAGCUGCGGGCCAACGUGGAGCGGAUGGGGCUCCUGAAGGCGAACCCCGUCUUCUUCCUGCUGCACCUGCUACACAUCCUGCUGAUGGACGUGGCCGCCUGGCUCACGCUGUGGUUCUUCGGCACGUCCCUCGUGCCCUUCCUGCUCUGCGCAGUGCUCCUGAGCGCCGUGCAGGCCCAGGCCGGCUGGCUGCAGCACGACUUCGGCCACCUGUCCGUCUUCCCCACGCCCGCGUGGAACCACUUGCUGCACCAGUUCGUGAUGGGCCAGCUGAAGGGGGCCCCGGCCAGCUGGUGGAACCACCUGCACUUCCAGCACCACGCCAAGCCCAACUGCUUCCGCAAAGACCCGGAUGUCAACAUGCACCCUUUGUUCUUUGCCCUGGGGAAGGUCCUGUCUGUGGAGCUUGGGAAGCAGAAGAAGAAGUACAUGCCGUACAACCACCAGCACAAAUACUUCUUCCUGAUCGGGCCCCCCGCCCUGCUGCCCCUCUACUUCCAGUGGUACAUCUUCUACUUCGUCGUGCAGCGGAAGAAGUGGGUGGACCUGGCCUGGAUGCUCACCUUCUACGUCCGCAUUUCCUUCACCUACAUUCCCCUGCUGGGCGUCAGCGGCUUCCUGGGCCUCUUCCUCCUGGUCAGGUUCCUGGAGAGCAACUGGUUCGUGUGGGUGACGCAGAUGAACCACAUCCCCAUGCACAUCGACCGAGACCAGAACAAGGACUGGGUGUCCCUGCAGCUCCAGGCCACGUGCAAUGUCCACAAAUCCGCCUUCAAUGACUGGUUCAGCGGGCACCUCAACUUCCAGAUUGAGCACCACCUGUUCCCCACGAUGCCCCGACACAACUACCACAAGGUGGCCCCGCUGGUCCAGUCCCUGUGUGCCAAGCACGGCGUCACGUACACGUCCAAGCCCCUGUUCGUGGCCUUCGCCGACAUCGUCCACUCGCUGAGGGAGUCCGGGCAGCUGUGGCUAGACGCCUAUCUCCACCAGUGACCACAGCGCCCCCACCUGGACGAGCCCGGGACUCGGCCGAGGGGCGCUUCACACACCACCAGCACCGUCCAGGGGAGGGGCGCUCGGGGGGCCACAGACCCCCCACCUCCUGCCUUUAUCUUCUAGGCCCAGCACUUAGGGCGGGCCGGACACCCGGCAGCCCCCACGCAAGGGGCGGGGCCGGGGAGGGAGUUUCUAGGGUUUUCUUUCUAGUGGGUAGAGGAAAUUGGGUACCAGGAGCAGGACGGGCUGAGGACCGGGAGCAACCACUGGGCCCAGCAACCAGGAGAUUCUGCUGUAAAAUCCCCGCCCCUCCCCCCCAGGUCUGCAGUGCACCCGUCCCACGCGUGGCCCCCUGUGGAGUGAGAUCAGAAGGGAGGGGCCAAUGCCAGCACCCCGGUGUCUUGGGCUCCUGGGGCAGCAUCCGGGCCAAGGUUCGUGCUGGCACUUCCGGGAUAUUCGGCCCCGAAGGAUCCUUGCGCUGAAACUCGGGCCUCCUGUGCUCAAAAGGCCCGAGCAAGCACGAGGCAGGAGGCUCUGCCGAAGAGCCGGUCCUGGCCAUCCACUGGCAGGGGAGGGAAAAUCUUCGGGGGCCAAAGAGAUAGUUCAGUGGUUAGGGUGCUUUGCUUGCGUGCAGUUGAUCUGGGUUUGAUUCCUGGCACCACAUAUGGUCCCCCGAACUCUGCCAGGAGUAAGCCCUGAGCACAGCCAAGUGUGGCCCCCAAAACAAACAAACAAACAAAUAACUCUCCAGGAGCUGGAGAUGUGGCACCAGGCACUGGCCUUGUAUCUGCCCGAGCCCACGUGUGUCCUCUGCACACUGUCCAGUGACACCAGACGGGUAAGCCCCGAGCACAGCCGAAGAACGGGACUAAACCGGAGUGUCUGGUGCGCUCCCGAGACGAGAGCCCUCUCCUAGCCUGCCGCCCAGAAGGAAAGCUCCCCCCUCUUCCUGCCUGCCAUUCUGCCUUAAAAACAAGAAACUGAGGGGCCGGAGCGACAGCACAGCGGGCAGGGCAUUUGCCUUGCACGCGGCCGACCCAGGUUUGAUCCCAGCAUCCCCUAUGGUCCCCUGAGCACUGCCAGGGGUAAUUCCUGAGUGCAGAGCCAGGAGUAAACCCCCUGAGCAUCACCCGGUGUGACCCAAAAAGGGAAAAAAGAAAAGAAAACAAGAGGUGGAGCUGGGAAAUGCUGAAAUAGGCGGGGAAACUCGGGCCCUGAGGCAGUUUCUAGAACCCAAAUCCUGUGACGGGACCAUUUUGAACACCAGUGGAGGAUGAAACAUACCCAGAGGUGUGGGGGGCUGGGGGGGUCUUGUAGCUUCGUUUUUGAGCCGUGCCGGGUGGGGGUCAGGGAUCGCUCCUGGGGGUGGAUGCAGGGAGUGAACCCGGAUCAGCCAGAAGCAGGAAGGAGGGGCCGCCAGGCCUGGCUCCCCACCUGGCGGGGGGGAGGGGUGUGUGUGCUGAGAGCAGGAAGAAGCAGGGCCUCGGGUGAGAUCACGUGGUGUGAGAGUAGCCAGGGCGUUGGCAUGUGUUGGCAUGGCUUCACGGCAACCCCCGGGGGAAAAGCUGUUGGGAUUACAGGCUUGUCCAGACACACGGGGCGGGGGAGGGAGACAGAAGGUGGGAAAUGGGUGGCUAAAGGAAUGAAGUGCUUGGCCCCGUGCCCUGGAGAGCCUGGUUUGCAGCAGCCCGGGUGGGAGUGCUCCCUCUGGGGUGUUCCUCCACCCCCACCCCCGUCUUGUCAUCUCCCAACAUCCCGUCACAGUCCCGAGCUGUGGGCCCGGGUUGACCAAUCGGAGCAAAGCCAGAGAGGCUGACGGGGCCAGGUACCACCUUUGACGACUUGCCGCCCACGGUUCAGCCAGUUGCCGUAUUGGCGGGAUACCAGUGGCGUUGCGGCCGUCCCUGGCGGUGACACGGGGCUCUCCGUGCCAACCGCGGACAGACGACCAGCUCGGAACGGACGCUCCGAGCCACAGGUCCCGGCAGGACUCUCGCUUGUAUCCGCUUCCUGAAUAUCCUGCUCUGUAUCUGGGUGGUUUGGGGUCUGCCUACGUCCCCGGAGGCUUGUUUUCUUUCGCCCUCGGUCCAUGUUGCAUUUCUGCCAGGUGCCAACUUUGUUACGACUCGAUGAAGUAAAAUAGAAAAGCUGCA
Messenger RNA from Sorex araneus (European shrew), 3674 nucleotides. RefSeq names its product fatty acid desaturase 1 (gene FADS1). The transcript has 12 exons. Gene Ontology annotation, cellular component: membrane. Gene Ontology annotation, biological process: lipid metabolic process. Gene Ontology annotation, molecular function: heme binding; oxidoreductase activity, acting on paired donors, with oxidation of a pair of donors resulting in the reduction of molecular oxygen to two molecules of water. Lineage: Eukaryota; Metazoa; Chordata; Mammalia; Eulipotyphla; Soricidae. The record is from RefSeq and is a predicted model, not a curated record. The coding region runs from base 196 to 1518 and encodes 440 amino acids.